Messenger RNA from Prosopis cineraria, 748 nucleotides. RefSeq names its product non-specific lipid-transfer protein 1-like. Bases 55 to 423 code for a protein of 122 amino acids. NCBI's taxonomy places the organism in Eukaryota, Viridiplantae, Streptophyta, Magnoliopsida, Fabales, Fabaceae. The transcript has 2 exons. The record is from RefSeq and is a predicted model, not a curated record. Gene Ontology annotation, cellular component: membrane. Gene Ontology annotation, biological process: lipid transport. Gene Ontology annotation, molecular function: lipid binding.
AUCCCAAAACUGCUUCUAUCUCUGAUAAACAAAACACACAAACACAUUCGCAUAAUGGGAGAGAUGAGAGCGAGCAAGGUGGUGUUGGCCAUUGUAAUGGCUUGCAUGAUGAUACCAGGAAGUACUUUUGUUCAGGCUGAAGGGAACUUGACGUGUGACCAGGUCACCAUAUGGCUCACGCCAUGCAUAAGCUACGCAGUGCUCGGAGGUGAUGUGUCGCCGCUGUGCUGUCAAGGAGUUCACUCUCUAAAUGCGGCGUAUAAGACCGCCGACGACCGCCAAGGAGCAUGCCAGUGCAUCAAAGACAAGGCUGCCUAUAUUCCUGGGAUCAACUAUGAUCGUGUCAACAAAAUUGGCCAUAAUUGUGGUUCUAAUUGUCCCUUCAAAGUUUAUCCUACCACUGACUGCUCCAAGGUGAAGUAAGCAAAGAAUGGAAACUGCCAUGUCUCGUCAGUAUCAGUAUGAAAGAAGACGGCGCAUUCUGUUAAGGAUCUUUGUGAGACUUGAUGGCGCGGCUUAACUAAUAAUAAUAUAUAAUACAAAAAUAAAUUAAAAAAAAGGGUGUAUGGAUCGUAUCGAAUUGGUUCAUCAAACUUAAAUAAUUUGGAAGCUCAAUAAAAAUUUACGUUUCAGCAUUAAUGAUAUGUUGUUCUUUUCAUUGUUUUAGUUUAAUCACUUCUUAUCCUAAUUAUUAAAGCUAGCCUACUAGCUAGUUUAAUUACCGUUCGUAUAGAUACUUUUUCCCUAA